GUGCCACGUGUAUGGACUCUAUUGGUGGAGAAUAGAUAGAAUCAUAUCCAUGUUAGAUGGCUUGUAUUGGUUCGGACAGAUUUUUUUCCACCACAAAUUUAGUCGCUAAGCUCGAUUCAAAAGCCAACACAAGCAAAGAAAUCAAAGGUUGUGUUGUUGCUUGAGAACACAAACAGGGAAAGGAAACAAAAAAACACACAAAUUGAAGAGAGUUGAAGCAAAAUUAUACAAGAGAAAUGGCUAGCUUCACUGCGUCCGCUUCCACCAUCUCCGUCGCUCGUCCUGCUCUCCUUCUCAAGCCCACCGUCGCCGUCUCCGCUCCUGUUCUCGGUUUGCCUCCAAUGGGAAAGAGGAAGGGAGGGGUGACAUGCUCGAUGGAGACCAAGCAAGGAAACGGCUCAGUCGUGGGUGGAGUUUCAGCGGCGGCAACGGCUGCUUUGACGGCGGUGAUGAGCAACCCGGCGAUGGCGUUGGUAGAUGACAGGAUGUCAACGGAAGGAACCGGAUUACCCUUUGGGCUGAGCAACAACCUAUUGGGUUGGAUUCUGUUUGGAGUGUUUGGUUUGAUCUGGACUUUCUACUUUGUCUACACUUCUUCUCUCGAGGAGGAUGAAGAAUCUGGUCUCUCACUUUGAACAUGAACACUAUAUUAUGUCCCUUAGCUUCAUCAGUUUGUCUCUCUCCUUUUCCAUUUUCAUGUGAGGACAUGAAUCAACAAAUUUCUUCUGGUUCCUAAAGACCCCCCCCCCCAUAAAAAAAACUAUUUUCCCGUGUACAUCUAUCUGGUUUCAAAUUCACAAUCUGUCCAAUUUUCACUAAAAUAAUGAUUAUUAAAGAUAAAAAAAAAUCUUAAGAAAAUCAAACGAUUGAAUAGAAUGAAUAAGAAAAUACGUAGACAGGGGUAAAGGCAGAAAUUAUUUUUAUAAGGGG
Molecule: messenger RNA, 930 nt
Organism: Thlaspi arvense
Lineage: Eukaryota; Viridiplantae; Streptophyta; Magnoliopsida; Brassicales; Brassicaceae
Source: the annotation of a GenBank genome assembly